AUGAGCUUACCAGAAUUUAAUACCUUCAAGGCCGCUGAUACUGAUUUCCAAACUGCAGUCCUCGAGACGUUGUUUGAGAAGAGCAACUCACUGAUAAAACUAACACUCGAGGAUGAACAAUUCAUGAACGCAGUAGGAAGUAGCUAUUCUGAGUUCAUAGAAAAGGUACGUGAGAGGCUGGUUCAGCUGUGCGAGAGCCAAGGCCAGCAAGAAUCCGAAGAAUCGCGCAGAAGCGAGUUGAGCGACAUCAUAGCUGCGCAUCCAAAGCUCGGGGAGCCUAAGAAAGGACUUUCAGUGCAUUCACAAAACGAGCAGCGAAACCUUGGAAAUGGCGAUACUUUGGAAGUUCAACAAGCUCUUAAGCACUUGAACGAAGUAUAUGAGCAGCAUUAUCCUGGGCUGCGAUUUGUGGUGUUCGUUAACGGGCGCUCUAGGCCAGAAAUAAUCCGUGUCAUGGAAGGGCGAAUCAAUUCUGGAAAUGCUUGGCUUGAGGAGGCUGGCCUGGCUUGCAACGAAAUGUGCGAUAUUGCCAAUGACCGGGUACUGAAAUAUGUACAGUAA
This is a messenger RNA of Lachancea thermotolerans CBS 6340, 561 nucleotides long. RefSeq names its product 2-oxo-4-hydroxy-4-carboxy-5-ureidoimidazoline decarboxylase. The record is from RefSeq and is a predicted model, not a curated record. The coding region runs from base 1 to 561 and encodes 186 amino acids. NCBI's taxonomy places the organism in Eukaryota, Fungi, Ascomycota, Saccharomycetes, Saccharomycetales, Saccharomycetaceae. The transcript has a single exon.